AUGGAAAAGAUAGACGAGCUCAAGAAAGAUAUCGCAGAACUGGAAACCCUCGCAAAAGCCGCUACUCGGCAAAAAUGCAAGGACAUCCUAAGCAUUGAAAUACGAAAACUAGUUACUGAAGUCGUUAAUAUGGAAGAGGCCCGGAAGAACACAAACGGCACUGCUCAAACUAACAAUACCCCAUCAAACGCACCUUCCAGCUCCAGCAGCGCACUUCCGAAAAAAAGAUACCAGGAGAAAAUUAGCAAUUACGCUUGGGAUCAGUCCGAUAACUUUGUGAAAUUCUACAUAACUCUAAAAAACGUACAAAACAUUCCAACAGAAAACGUAACUUGCAGUUUCGAUGUUAAAAGUGCCAAUUUAGUAGUCAAAGAUCUGGAUAACAAGGAUUACUCUUGGCAAAUCAAGCAAUUACUAAAGGAAAUCGAUCCGGCAAAAAGUUCUUGGAAAGUAAAGACCGAUACUGUAUUGAUAAAUGCAGCUAAAAAGUCGUCGGGAAAUUGGUCUCACCUAACCGAAUGGGAAAAGAAGGCCAGCGAAAGUAAAGCCCCCAAGCUCGAUUCAUCGGAUAAAAUGGACCCAACGGAAGGGCUAAUGUCUCUUAUGAAAAACAUGUACGAUUCUGGUGAUGAUGAAAUGAAAAGAACUAUUGCCAAGGCCUGGACAGAAAGCCAACAAAAAAAGGGACAAGAUUUCUUAUAA
Phyllotreta striolata is the source of this 702-nucleotide messenger RNA. The record is from the annotation of a GenBank genome assembly. NCBI's taxonomy places the organism in Eukaryota, Metazoa, Arthropoda, Insecta, Coleoptera, Chrysomelidae.